This is a messenger RNA of Rosa rugosa (rugosa rose), 1158 nucleotides long. Its product is annotated as ABC transporter I family member 17. Gene Ontology annotation, biological process: phosphate ion transmembrane transport. Gene Ontology annotation, cellular component: membrane. The record is from RefSeq and is a predicted model, not a curated record. The coding region runs from base 64 to 963 and encodes 299 amino acids. NCBI's taxonomy places the organism in Eukaryota, Viridiplantae, Streptophyta, Magnoliopsida, Rosales, Rosaceae. Gene Ontology annotation, molecular function: phosphate transmembrane transporter activity; ATP binding; ATP hydrolysis activity. The transcript has 4 exons.
AUACUUGUCCACACACUAUAACAGGUGCUGCUGGAGUAUUGGUUUCUAGGGAAGGCUUUAUCUAUGUACUCUGUACAAUUGUACUCUCCAAACCUCUUCCAUAAUACAAUACCCUUUCUCCUUCCCGUCUCUUCAAAACUUUCCACCAUGACUUCUCAGGCACACAUCACUCUUUCAGCAGAGGAGAAUGAAGAAGAAGAAGCAGUACUGGUAAUCAAUGAUGGAGAAGCUGAUGGCAACGUGAAGUUUCGGAUACGAAAUCUGACCAGAAGAUCAGAAAGUACAGGAGGAGGAGCUAUCAUACUGAAUAAGCUGAGCGUGGACAUCCCAAAAGGAGUGAUCGUCGGAAUCAUAGGCCCAAGUGGCAGCGGCAAAUCCACGCUUCUCCGAGCACUCAACCGCCUCUGGGAGCCGCCGGCCGGCACUGUCUUCUUGGACGGCCAUGAUAUUAAAGAACUCGAUGUUCUCAGUCUCCGGAGGAAGGUCGGAAUGCUCUUCCAGCUUCCUGUUCUUUUUGAAGGUACUGUUGCAGACAACGUUCGUUAUGGUCCUCAGUUGAGUGGGAAGAAGCUGACUGAUCAAGAUGUUCAUAAGCUACUGACCCUUGCAGGCCUUGAUUCAUCUUUUUUCAGUAAAACAGGUUCUGAAAUAUCUGUAGGCCAAGCCCAAAGAGUUGCACUUGCUAGGACCCUAGCCAAUUCACCUGAGGUUUUGCUGUUAGACGAGCCUACUAGCGCCUUGGAUCCAAUAUCAACAGAGCACAUAGAAGGUGUUUUAGAAAAGCUGAAGAAGAAACGGGGCAUGACAAUCAUAAUGGUCUCACACAGCAUCAAACAAAUCCAGAGAAUUGCUGAUGUAGUGUGUCUCCUUGUGAAUGGUGAGGUUGUUGAAGUUUUAAAACCAGAUAAACUCUCAGAAGCCAAGCACCCUAUGGCCUUGAGGUUUCUUGAACUCAGCUCUUAGCUCUUAAUCAUCUCCCAAUGUAUCUCUCUUUCUGUCCGAAAUCGGGUUUGCAUAAUUGUUCUGUAGCCAACAUUUAAAGCAUUUCCUGAUAUUUGUACUAUGUACUGGUUAAGUGGUGAUCAUACUUUUGGCCAGUUUUGGGAAGCUAACAACUUCUUACAAGAACUGUAUAUUACUCGAUCUUUUACUCCCUCA